AUGACGAAGAGUAUGGACUUUAUUGCUGUCGUUGAAGCCUGCGGCCUCUUGAACAUUGGUUUUAGUGGUUAUAAAUUCACAUGGUCUAACAAGAGGGGUAUCAAUCACAAAAUUUUGAAGAGGCUUGAUAGGGCUGUGGUAAAUGAUUCUUGGUUAGAAAAGAUGCCUCAAACCACUAUUACUCACUUGUCAUCUACUGGAUCUGAUCAUUGUCCUUUACUCAUGGAAAUGGUUUCCACGACAACUGAUCACACCAAGUACUUUAUAAUUCUCAACUAUUGCGUGGAUAACCCUCAUUUCAAGGAAACAGUUAAAACCUAUUGGGAGAAGGAAGUAGCAGGAUUACAGGGUGGAAAACCAAGCAAUUAA
Molecule: messenger RNA, 369 nt
Organism: Solanum pennellii
Lineage: Eukaryota; Viridiplantae; Streptophyta; Magnoliopsida; Solanales; Solanaceae
Exons: 2
Coding region: 1-369 (122 amino acids)
Source: RefSeq, a predicted model, not a curated record